Rhododendron vialii is the source of this 3663-nucleotide messenger RNA. RefSeq lists its product as uncharacterized. The record is from RefSeq and is a predicted model, not a curated record. The coding region runs from base 830 to 1744 and encodes 304 amino acids. NCBI's taxonomy places the organism in Eukaryota, Viridiplantae, Streptophyta, Magnoliopsida, Ericales, Ericaceae. The transcript has 13 exons.
ACAUUGUUAACGCCCCAUAAUUCUGCCGCCAUCACCGAGCAGCUCCCAAUUUUCCUUUGGAAACCCACGAUAAAAGUACCGUUAUGGUCACGAAUCAGUCCCCGCAAGCCGCAUUACCAAGAUCAUCCACUGCACCUUCCGUGUUCACCAUUAACACCCCGUUACAAGAGGGUUCCCAAUCGACUGACACAGUGGAAGUUCUGUUAACCCUUCUUCGAAACAUGGGCCGUAAAAAACCAUUCUGAAGUUCGGGUCAAGACAUCCACGUCGAGUGCUUUCGAGCCCUGAAAUUGGGGAGGAUACGCUUCCCAAACAACAGCGAACCCCGCAACCACACAAUUCAUAGGCCAAAAACUUAGUGAGGAGAGAGAAACUUUGGAGGGAAAAUGGAGGUGCUCAAAUUGUCUAGAUUCAAGCUCCAGCUUCAAGCCCUAGUCACCGAAGUUCGUCAACUCAGAGAAAGAGGACACUUUGCCACCGAACAACUCACGCUUUCAAAUCAGGUUCAUUUCGGUACCUUUCAGCUGCAAUGCAUUCAUACGUUUUGCCUGAAUGCAUGCGUAGUUAUCUAAGAUCAGGGAUAUCGAAAUUUUAACAAGGCUGUCGAUGAUUGAACAUAGAAACAAAAGCAUACAAAGGAAGAAUUUGAAAGAAAGCAAUCGGAAUUGCAAGCAGAAUUGGCUUUGUCCAAUGAGCUUCGGCAAAAACUCGGAAGGAAGGCUCAAGCUGAACUUUUUAGAGGAUGAUCUUCACAUCGCGAUGCAAAAGAUGAGUGGAGCGAACGAUUUGAAAUGAAUCUGUGGUGAGUUACCUUGAGAAUGACAAUGCUAUGCUUGAAAACAAGCAAAAAGAGUUGAAGGGAACUAUAGCUAGCUUACUGCAGGCAAGGGAAUCUUUUGUAAAAGUUUACGAGGACUCUACUUGUGAGAUGAGGCGAUCUAUACAAGCUAGAGAUAGAAAGCUCGCUAUUUUAUCGGAGAAGAUAGAUGCUCAUUUAUCACAAUUUGAUACAAUAGAAAAGGAGGCUUUCUCUGUCAAGCAAGUUUUGGAUUAUGUGCAACAUCUUGUGAGCGAAAAAGAGGGAAUAGUGGCCAGAUUAAAGAGCAAAAUGGACGAGCUGUCAGCUUAUGAGAAAGUAUUUGUUGGCUGGAGUUGCAAUCUUUUUCACGCAGAAAAAAUCUCUGACUUGCAAAGUAAACUGGGAAAUAGUGAACAUGAGCUCCGAAGAAAGGAGAAAACAAUUUUGCUGCUGCAAGCACAGCUGGAGGAAACCAAAAUUAGUAACAACUGCCAACCACAGAUAGAAGAGCUUCAGAAUACACUAUCAACAAAGGAUGAGGUUAUACAAAAUUUGCAGUUGGAAAAAAAGGCAUUGCAAUUGGAAUUGCGGAGCCUGGGAGUUUUCUUACACAAAAUUCAGAAAGCUGUCACGCAGUUGAAUGAUGAGGAUAGAAGAACAUUCUCCUCAGUAGUAGGAGGCCAAGAAGAAUGUACACCUGUUGAAGAAAAGGAAAAUAACAGGAUUGAAGAUGUGGAUCAAAAUAUCGAAGAGAAUUAUCCUAGUCAUGAUUGUGAGGGAGGCACUGCUAAAAAUGCAGCUUCAAUCGGCCAGGAGCACGAUUCUGUAUGCAAUCCCUUGCAAGGGAACAACAAUUUGGACUCCUGUAUCUCAGAGGACAACUGCACAACAUUAGUUCACCAUCAAGAUUCAGAAAGCUCCACAACACCAAGCAGAAACCCAUAGGAUGCAGGUUCUAUUUUGUGUGUGUGUGUGUUAAAUAAAAGAUCAGGUUCAAGUACUAUGUAGUAGCCUUUUUAUGCUGCAUUUUUGUGGACGUUUUCUUUAAACUAGAAGUCUCACUUAAUCAUGGCUCCAUAAGUUCGAUAACAGACUGAGGUUGAGUUCCGCUUAAUUUUUAGGAUUUUUUUAAAAGUUGUCCUUAUUAAAAAAAAAAUCACGUUCUUGCUUUUUGCGUCAAAUUUUUGUGGAUUAUUGAUUCGUCUCUAUGAGAGGAAUCAGAAAAGUUAAAUUUUUUACUUUUAGCCAAAAUAUUUUUGGAAAUGUCCACUUUUAUGCUUAAGGUGGAUAUUUUUCAAAAUAUUUGGGUAAAAGUAAAUUUUUUGGGUUUUUCCGGUUGCUUUUGUCGAGACGAAUCAACAAUUCACAAAAAUUUGGCGUAAAACUAACAAACGCUAAAAAAAAUUUGAAUAAGAACAAAAUUCACUUUUUGCUUGGUGAACUCAAGUUGGAUAAAUCAUUGCAUCUUCUGAUGCCUGAAACGUACUUUUCCCCUGCUAUCAAAACUGUUCACAUAAGUAUCAGAGCCCUUCUUUGUUUUUUUGCUGGAACAGCGAAAGAAAAAGUUUCAUUUAUUAUCACAAGAAAACAAAAUAAUAAUAAAACAAAAAACAUUGAGAGUGUUUCGGAAAGUGCAUUAGUACUCUCCCACAAAAUGCUAUUCAGUGUAUUCACAAAAUCAGAGCCUUCUUGAUUUUCCCUUUGCUGCGGGAUGGAAGUUUCAUUUCUGUUCUCUCUUAUGGCGGGGACACUGAGGUAGAAGCUUUUUUGGUGAAAGAGAUAAGCUCAUCGAUUUCUGGACUUAUAUAGCUUUUGGAAAGGAAACCAAUUGAUGAGGAUUUUCAAGGCCUGACGAUAAUCAAGUAUUCAUAUUAGAGCAUCCUCAAUGCUCAAUGUAAUAAUCAAAUGUGAGUAAUCAAAAAUAUUUGGCACUCCAGUUUUUUAUGAUGAUAUUUCAAAAUUUGUCUUUUAGUAUGUCUUGUUAUGUAUAAUUUAUACACUAAAAAACAAGUUUGGGAGUGUCAUUGUAAAAAAGUGGAGUGCUAAAAUCAUUUUCCUAAUCAAAAUUUGUCACAUCAAAUUUUGAUUAUCUAUUUAAAGGUUGUUAAAGUUUUUUUUUGAUUUGCUAGGUUGUUAAAGUCAGUAAUGAAUUGGUAAAAAUUCAAAUCUAACGGUUAAUUUUUUUUCUUUUCAAUCUAAUAUGAGUAGUUUACAUUGACUGACAUUCUAGUAAAAUAAAUGACAGUGGAGAACAUUUUAUUAAAAUUCAUAAAACGAUCAAUAUUGUUAAAUGUACAAUCAUAAAGCAUUUGUUUUCGUGGAGAUUGAGUUUUACUUACCAAUGAUGGUUGCAUUUGAUUGAAAAGAUAUGGGGUCCAAUAAAUUUGGUUAUUGGUAAAAUAUUGCUAGUUUUGAUUAUCAAAUGGCCAAAAUUUGAUGAGUUGUUAAGAAGUUGCUAAAGUUUGGUUACAUUACAAUGUUUAGCUCUUUUUUUGAGCAACGUUGCUAAUUUUAGCAACCUUUUGGUUUUGAUUAUUAUAUUGUGGAUGCUCUUAUAGGAUAUGACAAAUACUUUUCUCUCUGGUAAAUGAGAAGGUUUCAAUUUGGGAUGUGAUUUUGGCACUUCAGUUUUAGCUAGUGGCAUUUUAUAUUUUGUUUUGUUUUAGCCAGUUUUUGUCUGGAUGUUAGGUCCGGUUUUUGUCCCGAUAGGUCUUCUCGAGUGUUUUGUCCAGAUCUGGUUUUCCCAAAUAGGGUGACUGAUUUCCACAAGUUCAAUGUUAUCUUUGAUUCGGAGCUUCGCCAUCCUGAGACGUUGGUGUCUGGGUACUAGCUCCACAUUAGCCGGCCAUGUUGACGAUGUGAAG